This is a messenger RNA of Trametes versicolor FP-101664 SS1, 4856 nucleotides long. RefSeq lists its product as uncharacterized. The coding region runs from base 1 to 3249 and encodes 1082 amino acids. The record is from RefSeq and is a predicted model, not a curated record. The transcript is spliced from 21 exons. Gene Ontology annotation, molecular function: chitin synthase activity. Gene Ontology annotation, cellular component: cell septum; cell periphery. Lineage: Eukaryota; Fungi; Basidiomycota; Agaricomycetes; Polyporales; Polyporaceae.
AUGGCUGGCCGACGGAGACCCCUCACAUAUGCCCCGCUCAACGACGAGAAUGACGACUACAGCGAUGUUCCCCCUCCGCGCUCCUCCGUCAUGCGCUAUGCGCUAUCCGACGGCCCCCUGCCCUCUCUGGACUCCAGCUUUGACUAUGACAAGAUUGACGCUGCGGUCAGCAACGUGCAGCAGCGCUUCUCCACUAUGCGGACAUCUCCCGUUCGUCACCCCUCUUUGCCGCCUGUCCCUGAGGUAUCGGAGGAAGGUUCCUUAGCGGGAGACCGUGCGUCUCUGUCCAGGAGUAGCACAUCGUCUGGUGUGACCAUCGUCGGCCAAAGACAACUACCGCAAAUUGAAUACGGUCCUCUUCCCACGAUCAACUCCGGGGAACCUCUGGAGUGGGAGGGCAUGUACGACGAAGCCCCAGAGGAGGAUCCCUUUGCCGAUUCUCAUGCACCGGUAUACCACCAACCCGCCCCUCAUCCUCCCGCGCUCCAUCCGCCUGCACUCGUCGCCCAGAACACGUCUCGGUCGAGUCUUUACGACCCAAAUCCUCCAUAUUUCACUCAGGAACGCAACUCCUGGGCCGCACCAUCCCGGCCUGUGUCUGCAUACAGCGCGGUCACUUCUAACCCGACAGGAUGGACAUACCCCUCUCAAGAGCGUCCAACGUCUGGUGUGUAUGCUUCGGAGACCGACAUCGAUCACUUCAGACACGAUACGGAGGCGUUCGCGUCCGGGCUGGCCUCACGUCAGUCGUAUCGCCCACCACGCUCGCGCUCGCCGACUCCAGCUGUCGAUGACGAAGACUACCAGAUUGACGGGGACGGCAGCGUGCACUACACGGGGUACACCCCGUCCCCGCAGCGUCGCCCGCUCUCGCAAGUGUCCACCAACGAGCGUCCUGGGCUAGACCAGUCACCGUCCUUCGCCCGCCUACGCGCUCAGUCGGAGCCCGCCGACCCGGAGAAAGCAUCCUUGACCACCUCCUCGUCACUCGUCGAGCCCGAAACCCCGCUGAACACGAGGCAUUUCGGACCCGCGCCGUCCGGACGCAUCCUGCGGCGGCACAAGACAAAGAAGCGGGUGCAGCUCACGAACGGAAACCUCGUGCUCGACCUCACUGUGCCGCCGAAGCUCGUGCUCCCGCGCCGCGGCGAGCCGGAGACGAUGAAGACGCGGUACACGGCGGUGACGUGCGACCCGGACGAGUUCGAGAAGCGCGGGUUCUUCCUCCGCCAGAACGAGUCGCGGCGCACGACGGAGCUUUUUAUUGUUAUUACUAUGUUUAACGAGGACGAGAUCCUUUUCUGUCGGACGAUGUACGGCGUGAUGCGCAACAUUGCGCACCUGUGCUCGCGCAAGAACUCACGCACAUGGGGACAGGACGCGUGGAAAAAGGUGGUGGUAUGCAUCGUCGCCGACGGACGGAAGAAAGUGCACCCACGCGUACUGGAUUGCCUGACGCUGCUCGGCGUGUACCAGCCGGGCGACCACAUGAAGAACAUGGUGAACAACAAGCCGGUCACGGCGCAUCUGUUCGAGUACACGACGACGUUUGGGCUCGACGAGAACUUGCACUUCAAGUACCCUGACAAGGGCAUCGUGCCGACCCAGAUCAUCUUCUGCAUGAAGGAGAAGAACCAGAAGAAGAUCAACUCGCACAGGUGGUUCUUCAACGCGUUUGGCCGGCUGCUUCUGCCGAACGUAUGUGUGCUCUUGGAUGUCGGGACUCGCCCGGAGAGCAAGAGCAUAUAUCACCUCUGGAAGGCGUUCGACGUGAACUCGAACGUCGCUGGCGCGUGUGGCGAGAUCGCUGCCUACAAAGGCAAACGCUGGCGCGGCCUCCUGAAUCCGCUCGUUGCCGCGCAGAACUUCGAGUACAAGAUCACGAACAUCCUCGACAAGCCUACGGAGAGCCUUUUCGGAUACAUCAGCGUAUUGCCGGGUGCAUUCUCGGCGUACAGGUACAUAGCGUUGCAAAAUGACCAGUACGGAUCGGGCCCCCUCGCGUCCUACUUCAAAGGCGAGGUUUUGCAUGGAAGGGAUACAGACAUCUUCACGUCGAAUAUGUACCUCGCAGAGGAUCGUAUCCUGUGCUUCGAGCUUGUAGCGAAAGCGAACUCCAACUGGGUACUGAAGUAUGUCAAGAGCGCGAUCGCGGAGACCGACGUGCCCGAGGCGCUCCCGGAGUUCAUCAGCCAGCGCCGCCGCUGGCUGAACGGCUCGUUCUUCGCCGCUACUUAUGCGAUUGCGCAUUUGGGUCAGAUCUUGCGCUCGGGCCACAGCGUGGGGCGGAAGAGCAUGCUUGUCGUCGAGACGAUAUAUAACGUCAUCAACUUGAUUGCCUCUUGGUUUGCAGUGGGAAAUUUCUAUCUGUUCUUUGUCAUCUUGACGUCCUCGCUGGAAAGCGACUCAUUUAACAUGCCCGGUAUCAAAUACUUCAACGCGGUCCUGCAGUUCCUGAUGGGUGGUCUCGUUAUCGCCUGCUUCCUCUUCUCUAUGGGCAACAAGCCCAAAGCGGCGAAGUGGAAGUACAAGAUAUGCACGAUCGUGUUCGCGGUCCUGAUGGCCUACGUGAUCUUCUGCGCGAUAGAAUGUGCGAUCCAGGCGUCGUACCAGGGUGGCCCCGCGUACCGCAUCAUGCUCUUCAGCAUCAUCAUGACCUACGGAGUGUAUGCGGUCUCGAGCGUGCUGUCGUUCGACCCAUGGCACAUGCUCACGAGCUUUAUCCCGUAUAUGCUCCUGUCCCCGACAUAUGUAAACAUCCUCCAGAUCUACGCCUUCGCCAACCUCGACGACAUCUCAUGGGGCACGAAGCAGGACAGCGAGGUCAACACGGACCUCGGCGCGGUCAUCCAGAACAGCAACUCGCAGGUCGACCUCGAGGUGCCGACGGACGCGGCGGACGUGAACAGCAUCUACGAGGAGGCGCUCGAGAACCUCAAGAACCGCAAGCCGCUCCUGAAGGCGACCGCGGGCGGCCCCAGCAUCGCCGAGAAGGAGCAGCUCGCGAAGGACUACUACGCGAACGUGCGCACGAACGUCCUGCUCGCGUGGGUGCUCUCGAACGGGCUGCUGCUCGUCGCGAUCCUGGGCGGUGGCGACGCGUCGAACACGUUCUCGGACAGCGGGAAUGACACGUUCAGCCGGACGAAGACGUACAUGUCCUUCAUCCUCGCGUUCGUGGCCAUCACCAGCAUUAUCCGCUUCUCCGGCUCGACGUUCUAUCUCAUCAUACGGGUGUUCACCGGAUGAGCCCUAUUGACUCUGCCGGCCCACAUCUUGGACUGAUUGACAUGUAUGAUUCCCAUGUAUCACAUCGACUUAGUAUGUCUCUAUGCCCCCCCUCCCCUCUACGGACUGCAGUACGCCUUCUGCUCGGACAUUGUACAGUGUACAUAUAUGAAUACAUACGCAUCGCUAUGACUGUCUCGUUCAGCGAUAUCGAACACGUAAACGUAGCUAUUGGAAACCCGGUAACGCACGCCCACCGUUCACGAGUAGAGGUAGUCGUAGAACGACUUGCGUCCGAACGCCUCGCGCACGGGCUCGGCUCCGCGACGCGCCCUCCUCGGUGUGCGCCUCGCGGGAGAGCGCGACGGCGACGACGCCGCCCUGCGCUGCCGGUCCAGCAGCCGCGAGCGCAGCGCCUCCGGCCCCUGCCGCCUCCGCAAGUCCGCGCUGAACGUCCUGUCCGCGUCUCCGUCCGCGUCGCUGAGGUCGAGCGCGGCGACGCCGCGUUCCAGGCGCUCCUCGUCCCCGUCCGGCGCAGACAUAUCGCCGUCGACGUCCGAGCCGCCGAUGACGGACCACCCGUCGUCGAGCGCCGCCAUCGAGGGCACCGAGGACCCCGCGUACCGUGCGCCCACUGCCGGGGAGGGCGGGGCCGAGCCGUCGGAGAGCUCGACGAUGGCGCCGAGUCCGCGCGCGGGGCCGCGCGCCGCCGGGCCCUCUGCGUCGGAGAAGUCGCGGUCGGAGACGGGCUCGGACUCGGUGUCGAAAUCGUGCGCGGAAAGCUCGGAGAGGUCAGAGAGGUCCGUCACGGGCGGGGUAUCUAGGGCGGACAUCGCAAGGCGGUUCGGGCGGGUGACGUUGGGGCGGAGGAGGUAGGUGAGACGUUGUCCGGAGGUGUCCUUGCUGAAGCUGACCACGUCGUGGUAGCGCGCGCAGCAGUGCACGACGUAGCGCGUGAACGCGUCGUCGGCGAUGCUCCAGACGAGCUGGAGCGGGGUGCGCGAUACCUCCGCGAUAGUGCCCGAGGUACCGAUAGGCACGCCUGUGGCUGCGAAGGAGGCCGCGUCGUCGGGCGCGAGCAUGACACCGCCCUCUAGCCAGGUGAUGAUCUCGUCCUCGACCUCCUUGAUGAGUAUCUCCGUGCUCGGGCCAGACUUGCGGAGCUCGCGGCGCAUGCCUUUGAGGCUGAGCGAGAAGCGGCCGGCAUUGGCGGAAGACGGCUCGGUAGUAGCUGGGGGGACGGGCGGCACGACGCUGUUGCGGGCAAGAUAGUUGGGCAGGGGCUGGGGGAAGGUCGCACGGCUGUUGGGCAGGGGCACCGAGUAGUCCUUCCUGGACGGAGUGACGAUAUGCGCGUUGCCCACAAAGCGGGCGUUCUCCUUGCGGCGAAUCCAACGCUUGCCCUCUUUCUCGUCCCGCUUGUUGCGUCGGGCAGCGGCAGAGAGGGGAGGAGCGGCCUUCUCUGUGGACGAGAUGCGAAGGUGGGCAAACCGGUCGGAUAAGCCUGGGUUGCGCAAGAUAGCUGGGAAGGACAUCGGGAGAGGCCCGUCAUCCCUGGGGGAGGUCGAUGUCGUCUGCUUGGCUGACUGCAUGGCGACGAUAGCGGCGUCCGGGAUAUGAGAGAGUGC